Messenger RNA from Eupeodes corollae, 2070 nucleotides. RefSeq names its product palmitoyltransferase ZDHHC15. The transcript has 8 exons. Gene Ontology annotation, cellular component: endoplasmic reticulum; Golgi apparatus. Bases 222 to 1301 code for a protein of 359 amino acids. The record is from RefSeq and is a predicted model, not a curated record. Gene Ontology annotation, molecular function: protein-cysteine S-palmitoyltransferase activity. Lineage: Eukaryota; Metazoa; Arthropoda; Insecta; Diptera; Syrphidae. Gene Ontology annotation, biological process: peptidyl-L-cysteine S-palmitoylation; synaptic vesicle maturation; protein targeting to membrane.
GGUUUCAGACGAAAAUUUUUGCCUUUGUCGCUUGUGUCACUUUCACUACGUCCUCCAGAAGUAAAUAUGAAAAGGCAUCGAUAUUUUUUUUGUUAAUUAUCAUUAAUUAAGUGAGCCAAUUUAUUUUCGAACAAAAACCCCAUACAAAACAAAACAACAAAACCUUAACGCAACAUAUCUCCUCCAAAUCAUCAACAACAAAAGAAUACAAUUACAACCAAAUGGGUAACUACGAUAGGAAGAAAAGCACACCCUGCACCGAUUGCAUGCGUUGCCUCAAGUGGAUUCCAGUAAUAUUUAUAGUUGCGGUCAUCGUCUGGUCCUACUACGCCUAUGUUGUCCAACUAUGCCUACUUUCAAUCGAUAGCACUGUACAGAAGAUUAUUUUCAUUGCCUUGUAUCAUAUUGUUUGUGUGCUGUUCUUCUGGUCCUACUGGAAUACGAUUUUUACUCCAGUUGGCACAGUUCCUCAUAAAUGGCGUAUUCCUGAAAGUGAAAUUGAUCGAUUGUUUCGAGCAGAAAAUCAAGAGCAGCAGAAAAGAGUAUUAGAAAAUUUCGCUAAGGAUCUGCCAGUAUCCAAUCGGACUCUUCAUGGCGCUGUAAGAUUCUGUGAAAAAUGUCAAAUUAUAAAACCAGACCGAGCACAUCACUGCAGCGUUUGCGGUACAUGUGUUCUAAAAAUGGACCACCACUGUCCCUGGGUUAACAAUUGUGUGAACUUUAAGAACUACAAAUUCUUUGUUUUGUUCCUGGGAUAUGCCUUGCUCUACUGUUUAUAUGUAGCGCUAACAUCUCUAGAGUACUUUAUAAAGUUCUGGCGGGGUGAGCUUAACGGUGGAAUGGGACGAUUCCAUAUACUAUUCCUAUUUUUUGUAUCUCUAAUGUUCGCAAUAAGCUUAGUCAGUUUGUUUGGCUAUCAUAUAUAUUUAGUUCUAGUCAAUAGAACGACCUUAGAAGCAUUUAGGGCACCGGUAUUUCGUAUCGGUGGGCCUGAUAAAAAUGGAUUUAACUUAGGAAAGUAUGCAAAUUUCCAAGAGGUCUUCGGUGAUAACUGGAAGCUCUGGCUGAUUCCAGUUUACACUAGUUUGGGUGACGGUUUAAUAUACCCAACUCAAGGCCACCAUCAGAGUUCCUCAUACGAGUCGAUGGGAGACACCCAGACAAGCUUUGGCGAUGGAUUUAGUUAUCCAAUCCGACAUUUGGAUGAAGAUGCCGAGUCACUAUUGGGAAGUGAAACACGAAUUGAUAUCGAAGGAGACCUCUACAAUGAUACCAAUUUUCUAGACACGACUAUUCAAUAGAAUUUAAUUUAUUUUCCAAAAAUUGCAACCAUUGAAAACGUAACUUAGUUAAGUAUUAGUUUUAAAAUUCAAUAAACAAAGAAUGUACGUUUGCAAAACAAACAAACAACAACAACAACAAGGAAGACAGACAAAAAUUAAAUUUUAUAGAAUGUAGGCCUAGGGUAUUUAUUAAAAGCAGAGUACAAACUAGAAAUGCAGUUCUAGUUUUAGAAAUGAAAAAUAAAAAAAAUACAAAAAUAUAUAUUUACCUAUAUAAUAGAAAACAAAAAUACACCAAGUUAAUGCUUGAAAACAAUUUAGCAGUUGCGUGUGACUGAUUUUUUAAUUAAAACAAAAGAAAUAUAAUAAUAAACUUUGUUUGCAUUAUGUUAAACAUUUAUGUAGAUAUUAUAAGGAUUAUUUUACUUAACAAAGAAAAGAAAAAGAUUAAUAUUUUAUAGGUUAAAUAAUAAAGCGUAGUUGAAUUAAUUGUACAUACGAACAAAACAAAAAUUAAAUUAAAAUUAAAUUUAUAUUUCAACUGAAUGCGCAAGCUAUUUAAAUUUAAAAUCAAAAAAAGAAAAACAUUUUGCAGCAAAGGUAGACAUCGUAUUUUGUAUAAAUGAGACGUAUAUAAAGUAGAAUAGCGUAGGUGUUAUGAGUGUAAAAACUAUAGUGUAAGUAAUUCACAAUUUUUGUUAAGAUUAUGUAUAAUAUAUAAAACAAUUAUACUAAAUGUAAAUGAAAUAAAACGGAUUUGCGUUGCGUAUCUGAAUGUAUGAAACUA